AUGAAUUAUAUCUUGAAGAAAAACAUAUCAAAAUUAUUGAAAAAAGAACAAAUUGCUGGUUCGAACUUCUUUCUUUUGACAGAAGAAAAGCUCAGAAGUUGCAUAUUAAUUCUAAUUACUGAUGAUCGUGACCAUAAUCAAACGGCAGAAAGGGCCCCGAAAAAGAAUUGGGAGGUUGAAACAUGGUUCUGGGAUUUAGAGCCAGAUCUUACAGGAAAGAUGAAAGUUCUUGAAAUUCCUGAUGGAGAUAUAAUCUCAAAUUGGGAGAAUAAAGAUCUGAUAGAAUGGUUUGACACUUUAAACUUAUUGGUCGGUGGAAUUUAUAAUACUUCUCCCACUCUAUAUAAUGGCAAAGUUGAUAUGACCUUGAAUACUAAUGCUUAUUAA
This is a messenger RNA of Diversispora eburnea, 387 nucleotides long. The record is from the annotation of a GenBank genome assembly. NCBI's taxonomy places the organism in Eukaryota, Fungi, Glomeromycota, Glomeromycetes, Diversisporales, Diversisporaceae.